Molecule: messenger RNA, 1059 nt
Organism: Nicotiana tabacum (common tobacco)
Lineage: Eukaryota; Viridiplantae; Streptophyta; Magnoliopsida; Solanales; Solanaceae
Source: RefSeq, a predicted model, not a curated record
UCUCCUGUGUGCUUAGUUUCUUUAUUGAAUUUUCGAUUAGUUCUUUACUAGUUUAAUAAUUGGAAGUGUUCGCCUAAUUUAUUUUUUAUUGUUCAGGCGAAAUAUCGUGAGCUACAUCUUUUAUUCUCCAUACGGGAACAUCAAAUUUUCCCAACAAAAAGCAAUCAAAUGCCACCUUGAAACCUCCAAAAUCCAGCCAUGAACACCGACGAAACAACACCCUUUUUGCAGCAAAAUUUCAGCUAAAAAACCAGCUCCAAAACACCUCAAAACCAGCCUCAAACAACCAUGAAAACGGGCCAGAAAGUUCAGUAAAAUACCCUGAAACUUCAGCCCGAAAUCGCUCUCAAAGACAGCUCUAAAAAACAAGCUAGAAGACAGCCCCAAACCCAGCAACAAUGAGCUGAAAAACAGCCCCAAAACCCCAGCCAAAAUCAGUUCAAAACCACAAAAACAGUCCUUUUUUUUCUCUCACUAAAAACACCCCAUUUUCUUUACCAUUUUCCUCCAUUAAACACCCAUAAUACCAGCUGUUAAACAUCCAAAACGAAGCCAUAAAUACACCAAAAAACGCGUAAAAAAUCACCACUAGAGUGAGGUCGCGCUAGAGUUUUCGUCCGUCGAGUUCGUCGCCGUCGUUAUGACCUAAAGUCAUUUUGCUUUGAGUACUGGUGAUGCUACAUAGGUGUACAGAAGCAGGAGGAAAUACGAGUUUGUGGUAAAAUUCUUCUUUUUGCUCCUCCAGGAAAGGGAAUGGGAAUUUGGGGGAUUAGUGCAAGAAGGAGUUGCAUUGGUCUCUGCAAAAUCAGAGUGAGAAGGCAGUCAUUCAGAGGAAGAGCAUUUUCAGACUCCAAAUCUGUUACAAGUGACGAUUCUGUCUUGCCGGUGUUGAUCAUCGGCGCUGGUCCAGUUGGUCUUGUCCUCUCCAUACUUCUUACAAAACUUGGUAUAAAAUGUGCGAUCUUAGAGAAGAGCAAGGUCUUUUCCAAACACCCUCAAGCACACUUCAUCAACAACCGGUCUAUGGAGAUAUUUCGCAAAUUGGAUGGUCUUGGAGAU